CGACACAUUUUGACGUGGACGUCACCACAGCAAUGGCGGAUGCUGUAGGGGAAGUGCUUGAAGGCAGCUGGAAUCAGGAUCUGGCUGAUGCUCUUGGCUCUGCAGUAUGUGAUCUGAACAGCGACCAGGAUGGUGUCAUCCAGGUUCAAGACCUUUCCCCACCACAGCGGGCCAAAUUAUGGAUGAUUGCCCUGAAUGUGUCUGGUAAAGGAGAUAGUCUGUCCUCAUGGGAUGGGGUUUUGGACCUACCAGAACAGACGCUCAUUCACAGCCGCAGUCAGCAGCUCAUUGAUGAGCUGGGCAUACCAGUGGAGGAAGGACGGGACCUGGUAUCAGAUGUGGAGUCAGUGAUCACCUUCUACUGCAAGUCCAGAAAUGUUACAUUCACUUCAGAUCUCAGUUGGCCACACAUCCUCAAACCACUCCUGGGGUUACAGUUGUCCCGCAAAGACCUCUACAAUGGCUUCUACGCCAUCAUGAAUAAAUAUAUCCCAAGAGACUGCAUUGUAAAGGGGCGGCCUUUUCACCUGUUUCGACUCUUGCUUCAGUACCACGAGCCAGAAUUCUGCUCCUUCCUGGACACAAAAAAGAUCACUCCUGAUUCCUAUGCCAUAAACUGGCUGGGCAGUCUUUUUUCAAGCCACUGUUUACCUGAAGUCACACAGGCCUUGUGGGAUGUUUAUCUCCAGCAGGCCGACCCUUUUCUCAUCUUCUUCCUUAUGCUCAUCAUCCUAGUCAACGCCAAAGAUAACAUCCUUAUCCAAGAAGGAGACAACAAAGAGGAGAUAAUCAAAAUGCUGGAGCAGUCACCGUCAUUACUAGAGGCAGAGGACAUUGAAGACUUGUUUUCUUUAGCACAGUAUUACAACAGCAAGACGCCUCUAUCUCUUAGAAAGGAGAACCAUAAUCUGUUUGGCAGUAGUCUGGUAGCCCUGAAGGAAGAAGACAUGGACCUGAGUCAGGCGCUCUGUCUGCCUGUGUCAGUCCCUGAGAUCCUGCAAGCCAACCAGCUACAACCUGAGGGUGUGAGGUUUUUUGUGGUUGAUUGUCGUCCUGCCGAGCAGUACAAUGCUGGUCACCUCUCUACUGCCUUUCACCUGGACUCAGACCUGAUGCUUCAUAACCCCUCAGAGUUUGCCCUGUCAGUCAAGUCUCUUCUGGAGGCACAGAAGCAGUCUUUGGAGUCUGGCUCUGUGGCCAGUGGAGAGCAUUUGUGCUUUAUGGGCAGUGGACGCGAAGAGGAGGACAUGUACAUGAACAUGGUGCUUGCCCACUUUCUACAGAAAAACAAAGAGUUUGUGAGUAUUGCUAAAGGUGGAUUUAUGGCAUUGCAGCAGCACCUGGCAGAUAUAAAUGUUGAAGGGCCAGAUAACGUUUAUGUUCACUGGAUUGUGAGCACCUCAGGAUCCCACAGCAGCCUCAGCUCAGCGGAUGGAGAACUGAACAGCACAGAUGGCAAAGGAGUUAAAUCACUUGUCAACAAAAUGACAUUUGCACUCAAGUCAAAGUCAGUUAAUGUGAAAGAGAAGGUGAUCAGCUUCAUUGAAAACACUUCCACGCCAGUAGAAAGAAUGUCUUUCAAUCUACCCUGGCCAGACAAGGGAAUUCUGGAGCGGCAUGUAAGUAGCAGUGAUCGGGUGGGGAAGCCAUACAGGGGUGUCAAGCCUGUCUUCAGCAUUGGAGAUGAGGAAGAAUAUGAUACAGAUGAGAUUGACAGUUCAUCCAUAUCCGAUGAUGACAGGAAAGAGAUUGUUAAUAUUCAGACUUGGAUCAACAAACCAGAUGUAAAGCACCAUAUUCCUUGCAAUGAGGUCAAGGAGACCGGCCACAUGUUUCCAAGUCAUCUGCUGAUCACCGCAACACACAUGUACUGUUUGAGAGAGAUCGCUGCUCGGAAGGGUUUUGCUUACAUCCAGUCCAGACAGGCACUAAACUCUGUUGUGAAGAUCACCUCCAAGAAGAAACAUCCAGAGCUCAUCACGUUUAAAUUUGGCAACAACAAUGCUGCAGGAGUGGAGAUUGUGGCUGUGGAGAGGUAUUUAAUUCCAAAUGCGGGUGAUGCCACUAAAGUCAUCAAACAGCAAAUCAUGAAAGUGUUGGAUGCUCUGGAGAGCUCUUAGAGACACGAGCGGGGCUUCGGUCUGGUCCUCCAGGAGUCCACCGUGUCUCCAACAGAAACAGCCUGCAGGGGAAGGAGAAAGUGAAGCAUUCCUACACUGUUUUUGAUCAUCAUCUCCUCCAUGGGCAGCACUGAUGUGAAGGUCUGUCAGGACUCUUUGAGCUCAUCACCAUCAUGACUGAUAGGAGCUCUCAAACUUUGGCUGUGAGCCUACAAUAGAAAUGGUUUGGUUCAUUUUUGCUUUGUGAUUUCAUUCUUUGAAACUGACCUAAUUAAGCAAGUUGGAUUUGUUAUGUCUCCUUUUUCUGUCUCAAGCCUUAAUGAUGAGCUAUAGCUUUUUAUAUGAGUCUCAAACAGGCCCCCUGGAUGAGGAAAAAAUGGUUUUGGAACCUACUUUAAUGUUUGAGGUCACUAAUUCUUUUGCCAUCAUAUAUCGCUGCAUACUCAUGUAACAUAUUUAUCAAAGCAGUGUUUGUUUUUACACUAAGCAAAUUCAUCAGUAAACAGGCGUUAAGGUGAACAUAUGUACAUUUUUUUUUUUUUUUGGGAAAGGAUGCAACCCUUCAGGGGACGUUGCUUUGCACAAGAGGCUGCACAAGUGUGAUGCAUAGACUUCCAUGUAACUGUGCUGCUGACUCACUAAAAUGCCCAGAAAUGAUUAUAAGCUCUUGGUGGAGCACCUGUCACUUUCAGGUUCCUUCAAGUUGUUGUGUGAUUGCAGCUUUAAAAGAUUAAAGGGAAUGCGUUGAUCAGUGACCGUAAAAGGACCGUAUCCAAGUUGCAGGCAAGUGUACCAGAGAAUGUAUUGUGAAAGAAGCUGGAGAGUAAAAUGAGGCGGAGCAGCUUCUGUUGGAAGUAAAUUGAGUAUUCCAAAAUAAGUGUCCAUCAAAAAUAAUGCACAGUAUUAAAUGAUCUAUACGCAAGAGGUUGCAGGAGUGAAAAGGGAGCGGAAUUUGUGGAAUCCGGUCGGUCACGCUGUUCAAAUUCUCAAAUUGCAAAUGAUGAUAAUAUUUAUUUAAAAUACCCUGUACAUUAAAAAGAGAUUCAGAAGACCACCUUUGUUGAAACGACACAAUCUCCCAUUUAAAUGAAUCAAAUGAAGCCCACCGUGUCUGACUGUUUCAAUAAAAUCUGUUGAUUGAUAUAAAUGUACAAAAAAACAA
Messenger RNA from Danio aesculapii, 3282 nucleotides. RefSeq names its product TBC1 domain family, member 23 (gene tbc1d23). Bases 33 to 2120 code for a protein of 695 amino acids. Lineage: Eukaryota; Metazoa; Chordata; Actinopteri; Cypriniformes; Danionidae. Gene Ontology annotation, biological process: embryonic brain development; retrograde transport, endosome to Golgi. The record is from RefSeq and is a predicted model, not a curated record. Gene Ontology annotation, cellular component: trans-Golgi network. The transcript is spliced from 19 exons.